Penicillium angulare is the source of this 7980-nucleotide messenger RNA. Its product is annotated as putative translational activator. Bases 1 to 7980 code for a protein of 2659 amino acids. Lineage: Eukaryota; Fungi; Ascomycota; Eurotiomycetes; Eurotiales; Aspergillaceae. Gene Ontology annotation, biological process: regulation of translation; cellular response to amino acid starvation. The record is from RefSeq and is a predicted model, not a curated record. Gene Ontology annotation, molecular function: protein kinase regulator activity. The transcript is spliced from 6 exons. Gene Ontology annotation, cellular component: cytosol.
AUGGAAGGAAUUCCAUGGGACAAGGUCAAGGCUGGGGAUCUGGAUGCCUUGCGGGUCGCUCUCUUCUCGAGUUCGACCUCGCGCAGGCUCCGGGCCCUGCAAGAACUUCGCGACAAGAGCGGGUCUGAAAUUCCAGAAGAAUUCCACCAUGACAUUAUCGUGCUUCUCUUCCAAACGUAUCCUUUUUACAUCGACCGACCUUCGCGCCAGGCUGUUCAGCAAUGCAUCCGCGCACUCCUCCGAACCUCGAAUGCUCCAGAACACCUCAAAUAUCUGACUGAGAACCUAAAGGUAGAGGCAGCCAGACCUGGUUUGUCUUCCGUCUCGGGCUUUGUUUUGUUGGAGUGGUGUUGCAGUAUCUUGCAGCAAGCCAGCGAGAACUCGGCUACACCGUUGGAACCUGUGCUGGACCUCAUUGUGGUUGAUGCCAAGGCUUUGGACAACUGCCUCACCCAUACACCGAAACCCUCCGUCAAACAAUCGGCUGUUCGGGUGACCCGCCGUGCCUUACGCGCAGUAUUUUCAAAUGAAACAUGGGGUGAUGAUGCUGUGCGCCAAUCUGUCAGUCGAUUGACCUCAGAUUCCGCGGCAGGAUCUAAGAAUGCACCACUUCUCGGUGUGAUCUCAGGCGUAUGUGCCCGACUACCAGAUCGGAAAGCUGCCGUCGAAGAAUCUAAGCAAGCUAUCCUGGCAUACUACGUGAAGGAAAUUGUGAGCUCAAAAACAGUCUUGCCUGCUCAUGCUGCGGAGGGACUGUCCGACUUCUUUGCCAACUUUGUCACGUAUGAGGACUUGACUACUGAGCUGGUACCUCCAAUGGAGAAAUCUAUGCUGAGAGCACCAGAGGUGGUUUUCUGUGGCGUACUUCUCGGACUGGGUGCAUCCCUACCCAAGGAGAUCGACCUUUCCGAAGUCGUUCAAGGUCGCCUAUGCAAACAUUUUCUGUCUAACAUGAAGUCUAACAAUCCUGUGAUUCGACAAGGAGCUGUCAAUUCGUUCAAAGCAGUACUUUCUCGAUGUCACACUGAGGCUGUCGUUCUAAAGAUCACUAGUGAGAUCGUGGGUCCCUUGAAGACAAACAAGAUUACGGCACCAGAACAUAGAUCCGCGUAUGCACAAGCAAUCACUGCUAUUCCAGCAUCAAUUGACGCUUCGAAAGAAACUGUCCAGGGGCUUGGACUUCUUUUCGCACGAGAGUCUAAUGAAGCCGCUCUGGAGGAGGAGCUUAAAGCUUUCAGCCAACAUCUUGCUUUCCUUAUCAAAUCGACCGUUAAGAUUGCGGAUGAUGUUACAAAUGCCAUCGUAAAGGGAAUCUCUGACAAGCGAGUGCCAUUUCGGAAGAUAUGGCAGCUCAGCUUGGGAGAGGUCCUUUGGAAUUCCGAUAUUACGGCUCUCAAGAGCCCCGAUGCCCAGCCUCUUGUUACAAAGGUCCUCACAAGAAUGAAAGAGAUAUUCGUGGAAGUUUCCUCCAAUCCACUGCCUUCCGCCCAGAGUGGUGCACUUUCAUCUGCACAUAUCUUCCUGGCUCUUUUCCAACGUAUCUCGGAUAUCGAGGGGACAGAAAAAUCAACUUGGGAAGAGAAGGUCUCACAGUCCAUGACGAUGGGCACAAAGCCUUCAUUCCUUCUUAACCCCAAGGCCUAUUCGAAGAUUGGAACCGUAUCAGAAAUGCGGUGGGUGGUCAGAGCUUUGGCUGCCGUCGCCUGUGGAUCAAAGUUUACUGACGCAGAGGACGCAGCGAAGAUCGCUUGGGCGCAAGCUUUCAUUUACGCUAUAGCCGGCCCUGCUCUGCCAACCAACUUCCGCGGGGAUGCCGUGGAAACUCUAUCUUCUGUCCACCAGAAGGAGGUAGCUUCCUUCGGACAUAUUAUACUCAAGGGCCUGUGGGCCUGGAUCCAUGCUUCCCGCACCGCCGAAAAGGAGUCUGCUGCCGCCUUUGCUGCCCCUGGAAGCGAGCGCUCGCUUCACUUAGUUCUUAAAGCCAUCUGUCCUGCCGUUUCAAAUGAGGCAUCCGAAGGCACAUCCUCUGACUUGCAAACCCAACUCAUCAACAUUCUGGUCCUCAGUCAGCAAAGCUUGAUUCCGGGAGCGUCCUGGAUUGCUCUAUGCUUAAGGACCGGUAUCGACCCGGGGAACCUAGUCCGUGCUCAUCCCGCCGAAUGCAUUGAACAAUUAGUUGGCGUCAACUCAGACCCUAUCCAAUCUUCUGUGCCAGAUGUUAACUCUGCUGUUUGGAGUGCCGCAGGAGAUUUGGCAUUUGUCGCCCCCGAUGUCAUGAUCCCCCGUCUUGUCGAUCAAAUCAAAGCAGACCUAGAUGGCUCUCGUCUAUCUAAAUUUACUGCUACAGACGCAGCAAUUUCUCGCACCCCCGAAGGUACUGCUUUUGUCGACGUCCUCAGUAGUAAGUCAAAAUAUCCUGCUUUUGAUAAGAAUACCAAGGACUAUGAUACCCUUAAGUGGGAAGAAGAGCUUCGGGCUCAACUAGCAGAGAAGAAGGGCCAAAAGCCAAAGAAGCUCACAGCUGAAGAGCAAUCUAAAGUCAAUGCCCAGCUUGCUAAAGAAGCAAAAAUUCGCGAAGAUGUGCUUCAGGAAGUCAAGCGAAUUGAACGAGGAGCUGGCAUUAUCCGAGGUCUUGCAACUGGCCCCGCCAGUGAUGUUGAAGGCUGGAUCAACGCAGCUGUUGGGUGUCUCCUCUCCCUUGCUCAAGCAGGCGCUGGUUUGUUUGUCGGUGAUGUUGUAUCACAGGCCUUUGUUGUCUGCGCCAACAAACUCUCUUCACGCCUAGGAAACCUCAGACCAUUUGUGGGUAUUGCUAUCUUACGAGCUAUUGGUAACACAAAUCUGGCCCCGGAGCUGGAAUUGGAGCAUCUUGGUCAACUUGUCACGAGAAUCUUGUACCGCCUGCGCUUUGCUUCUGAACAGCGUCCUUUGGAUACCGCCUCUCUUGCCUACGUUCUUCCAUUAGUUUUCCUCAUUCUGAGUCAGAAUGGAAUUGACGAGGUCAAGGGUGAGCAGGAAGGCGAGCAAGUUCUGCUUGCUAUCGAACUCCUGUCAUUCCACUCUAAUUCAUUCUCCGAUGUGCGUCUUCCUCGUGUCGAAGUUCUCCAACACAUCCUAUCUGCGAUGCAAAGAUAUACUCAACACUAUAAGUUGAUCAAGGAUACAUUGUUCAACUUCUGCCGUUGCAUUUCUCCUAACAUUAGCAACGUGGAACUUGACACCCUUCUAGAGGGCAGUAUUGUCCCUGAUACCUCCGUGCGAACGUCUGUGCUACAGGUCAUUGAAGCCGAGAUUGACUUGACCGAUCUCGAUUUCUCUGAACAUAUUUGGCUAGAAUGCCACGAUCAUGUGGAAGAGAACGUUGAACUAGCGCAAACGAUUUGGGAAGACAAUGCGCUCGAAGUGGAUGAUGAUGCGUUCCCUAAAACGAUGAAAUACUUGGACUCCAAGGAUAGUCAGCUGCGUGGUGCUGCCGCCCGUGCAUUAGCUCAAGCUAUUGAAAUGGAUAAGAGCAAAUUUGAUGGCAUAUUCGCAGAACUCCAAGCCAAGUAUACUGAAGAUGUGAAGCCCAAAGCCCCCGAGAAAGACGCCUAUGGAAUGCCCAAGAAGAUGGACAACCCCGACAACUGGGAGAGCCGCAGUGGUAUUGCCUGGGCCUUCAACGCCAUGACAAAAUUGUUCGAGGGCGACCAGAUCAUUUCUUUUCUACGCUUCCUUAUUGAGCGCGGUCCUCUCAUUGACAAGAACUCCUCUGUUCGACGUCAGAUGCAAGAGUGCGGAAAGUCUGUGAUCGCUGAACGUGGCCAGCUUAAGGUUGAAGAGUUGAUGAAGCUUCUGGAGACAACUCUGGAAACCUCCGACAAAGCCACCCAGAGCUCUGACCUGCUGAACGAGGCGGUUGUUGUUCUCUACGGAGCUCUAGCUCGACACCUGAAGGCUGACGAUCCCCGUCUACAAAUUGUGUUGAAGAAGCUACUUGCCACCCUUCCAACUCCUUCUGAAACUGUUCAGUCUGCGGUUUCAGAAUGUUUGCCACCCCUUAUUCGACUAUGUGGCCCUAAGGCCUCUGAUUAUGUUCAAGAAAUGCUCGACCAACUGCUGAAUGUUAAGAGUUAUGCUACUCAGCGAGGUGCCGCGUACGGCCUCGCAGGUAUUGUCAGCGGAAAGGGUGUUUCAACGCUCCGGGAGUUCAGGAUCAUGAGCUUGCUUAAAGAGGCGACUGAGAACAAACGGGAGGCUCACCAGCGCCAGGGUACUUUCCUUGCCUAUGAGCUUUUUGCUACUGUUCUUGGACGCACCUUUGAGCCGUAUGUCAUCCAAGUCGUUCCCCAGUUGCUUGGAGGAUUCGGUGAUGCUAGCAUUGAUGUCCGUGAUGCCUGCCUGGACGCUUCUAAGGCUUGCUUCCAGAACCUCAGUUCUUAUGGUGUGAAGAAGAUUCUUCCUACCCUGCUCGAUGGGUUGGAUGAUACUCAAUGGCGCAGUCAAAAGGGAGCAUGUGAACUCCUGGGAGCCAUGGCUUAUCUUGACCCGCAGCAGCUUGCCGCCAGCUUGCCCGAUAUCAUUCCCCCUCUUACAGUGGUCCUAAACGACACUCAUAAAGAAGUCCGCAACGCCGCAAACCGCAGUCUUCAGCGGUUCGGAGAAGUCAUUAGCAACCCCGAAGUCAAGAGCCUGGUUGGUGUCCUACUCAAGGCCCUGAGUGACCCGACCAAGCACACCGAUGAAGCACUGGACUCCCUCAUCAAGGUUUCAUUUGUGCACUACCUGGACGCUCCUUCACUGGCUUUGGUUGUCCGUAUCCUUGAGCGUGGUCUUAGUGACCGCUCCAAUACCAAGCGGAAGUCCGCUCAAAUCAUCGGUAGCUUGGCUCACCUUACUGAACGCAAAGAUCUCAUUUCGCACUUGCCAAUCAUUGUGGCCGGCCUUAGCUUGGCUAUUGUCGACCCUGUGCCCACUACUCGUGCCACCGCUUCCAAGGCCCUGGGUUCCCUUAUCGAGAAACUUGGCGAGGAUGCUUUGCCCGAUCUCAUCCCCAACCUUAUGAUUACACUCAAGUCCGAUACUGGCGCUGGAGACAGACUGGGCUCUGCUCAGGCCCUGGCAGAGGUUCUCGCUGGUCUGGGUGUUACAAGACUCGAGGAGACACUGCCUACAAUUCUCCAGAACGUCUCCAGCUCCAAGGCUGCUGUGCGCGAAGGAUUUAUGACUCUGUUCAUCUUCUUGCCUGCUUGCUUUGGUAACAGCUUCGCCAACUACCUCAGCAAAAUCAUUCCUCCCAUUCUUGCUGGUCUUGCUGAUGAUAUCGAGUCCAUUCGUGAAACCUCCCUCCGUGCUGGUCGCCUAUUGGUCAAGAACUUCUCUGCCAAGGCCAUUGACCUGCUUCUUCCUGAAUUGGAGCGUGGACUGGCAGACGACAGCUACCGCAUUCGUCUCAGUUCAGUCGAGUUGGUUGGAGACUUGCUCUUCAGUCUUACUGGUAUUAGCGGUAAUACCGAGGCGGACGAAGAGGAGGAGGAAGCCACUCAAGCAGGCCAGUCUCUUCUUGAAGUUCUUGGAGAAGAGCGCCGAGAUAAGGUUCUCUCUGCUUUGUUCAUUUGUCGCUGCGAUACUUCGGGCUUGGUCAAGAGCGCUGCCAUGGCUGUUUGGAAGGCAUUGGUCGCUUCCCCGAAGACUCUCAAGGAUAUGGUGCCUACCCUUGCUCAACUCAUCAUUCGUCGGCUUGGUUCAUCAAACAUGGAGCAAAAGGUUAUUGCCAGCAACGCGCUCGGCGACCUCAUCAAGAAGGCUGGAGAAUCAGUGCUGUCCACCUUGUUGCCUCUGCUUGAAGAAGGCCUGCAAUCUUCGCCAGAUGUCGAUGUCAAGCAGGGUAUCUGUAUUGCCCUGCGGGAACUCAUCACGUCUGCCAGUCCUGAUGGCCUGGAAGACUAUGAGAAGGUUCUCAUCUCUACUGUCCGGGUCGCUCUCGUGGAUAACGAUGAAGAUGUCCGUGAGGCUGCCGCCGAAGCCUUUGACGCUCUCCAGCAGAUUUUAGGAAAGAGGGCCGUGGAUCAAGUCCUGCCUUACCUGCUGCACUUGCUCAGAAACGACGAGGAGGCUGAACAGGCUUUGUCUGCACUGUUGACCCUGCUCACUGAGCAAACCCGUGCAAACAUAAUCCUGCCUAACCUCAUUCCUACCCUGCUUACCCCGCCGAUUUCCUCCUUCAACGCCAGAGCCCUCGCAUCUCUUGCCGAAGUUGCAGGAGGUGCAAUGACAAGAAGAUUGCCCAAUAUUCUCAACGCCUUGAUGGAUGGUAUUAUCGAAACCAAGGACGACGAACUUCGCUCGGAACUCAGCACUUCCUUCGAUACUGUGUUGGUGUCCGUUGAUGAGUACGAUGGCCUGAAUGUCGCCAUGAACGUUAUGAUGACUCUUGCCAAGCAUGAUGACCACCAUCGCCGUGCCGAGGCCGCUCUCCAUCUGACCAGGUUCUUCGCUGAGGCUGAUCUCGACUUCUCGAGAUAUUACCCAGACUUGAUUCGUGUCUUGCUAGUCUCAUUUGAUGACCGAGACAGCAGUGUUGUCAAGGCUGCAUGGACCGCCCUCAGUGGCCUUAUGUCUCACAUGCGUAAGGAAGAGAUGGAAGUUUUGGCCAUCCCCGCUCGCCAGAUUUUGCGACAGGUCGGUGUUCCUGGCGCAGAUCUUCCUGGCUUCAGUCUUCCCAAGGGAAUCAUGGCUAUCCUGCCAAUUUUCCUUCAAGGGCUUCUCAACGGCACUGUGGACCAACGAACACAAUCAGCUCUGGCAAUUUCCGAUGUUAUCGACCGUACUGGCGCUGCUUUCUUGAAGCCUUUCGUUACUCAGAUUACUGGUCCUCUGAUUCGUGUCGUGUCCGAGCGCUCAGUCGACAUCAAAUGUGCCAUUUUCUUUACGCUUAACAAGCUACUCGAAAAGAUUCCAUUGGCUGUUAAGCCUUUCCUUCCCCAAUUGCAGCGUACAUUUGCCCGUGGUCUGGCUGAUUCCUCUAGUGAGACACUGCGUAAUCGCGCAGCCAAGGGUCUUGAACUUAUUACUGGAUCCAAGACCACUGACGUGGGUGUGAAGAAUGCCAUGAUGAAGGCCCUUCAGGAGGUGGUCGGCAAGGCUGGCGGCAACAUGAGCGAGGCAUCUCGGACAGCCAUUCUCACUUUGAUUGAUGAUGAGUCUAGCGACGAGAAUGACAAGGUGGCUAUCACUAACGCGAAACUGCUGGGUGCCCUUGUCAAGGUUCUCCCUGAGUCUAGUGCCACUCCUCUGAUCAAAAACCGCAUUCUCAGCGGCCAGCUCUCACAUGCGUCCGUGCUCGGGUUAAACUCUCUCUUAGCGGAGGCGCCUGCAUCCCUGAUCGAGAAUUUCUCCACCGAAACGAUUUCGACCAUCUGUCAGGGAAUUGCGGACAAAGAUCCUUUUGUGUCUGAUAACAGCGUUCUCGCUGCUGGCAAAUUCCUCCUGUCUGAGGAUGGCAACCAUAGCUUCGAGACGCACAAGACGAUCUUUGAAGCUCUUGCUCCUGUCAUUCCACCAGGCGCUCCAGUUGACACCCGCCGCUUGACGCUUGUAGUCAUUCGGACUAUCAGCCGUCUCCACCCGGAGAUGACUCGUGCUCACCUGGCUCUGCUAGCACCGCCCAUCUUCGGUAGCGUUCGUGACCUAGUCAUCCCUGUGAAACUAGCCGCGGAGGCUGCUUUCCUUUCAAUAUUCUCCGUGGUGGAGUCUGAUACUGAGGUCUUUGACAAGUAUAUGGCCGGCCCCGGUGCCUCUCUUCCACCCGGACCCAAGCGCAGCAUGUCAGACUACUUCAAACGUGUUGCUAUGCGUCUUGCGGGCCAGGCUCGUGAGCGCCGUGUUGCUGAAGGAGGUGAAGGUGGGCUCGGUCUGUCGAAUGAUGAGGUCGAUGAUGAAAAGGAAGUGUGGAGUAUUGGCAAGGUGGAUCUGGGAGAGGAUGCAUUUGCCGAUGAUUAA